Hippocampus zosterae (dwarf seahorse) is the source of this 1500-nucleotide messenger RNA. It is a transcript of the gene rnf25, whose product is annotated as ring finger protein 25. Gene Ontology annotation, molecular function: ubiquitin protein ligase activity; protein binding. The transcript is spliced from 9 exons. Bases 57 to 1250 code for a protein of 397 amino acids. Gene Ontology annotation, biological process: protein ubiquitination. Lineage: Eukaryota; Metazoa; Chordata; Actinopteri; Syngnathiformes; Syngnathidae. Gene Ontology annotation, cellular component: nucleus. The record is from RefSeq and is a predicted model, not a curated record.
CAAGUAAAGCGGCCCUAGAAGAAGUAACGGCGGCGUCCUGACUCAGGCAAACAAUCAUGGCGGCGACGGAGAGCGAGGUUCUGUGUGAGAUCGAGGUGCUGCAGUCCAUCUAUUUAGAUGACCUGCGUGUCACCAGGACACAUGACAGGCGUUGGGAAGUGAGCCUGGUUCUGUACCCGUCCACAGCCGAAGAUUGUGGAUCGCAGUUUGUCCGGCUGGGCUUGACGCUAACUCUCGAUGACCAGUAUCCUUGCUCAUCUCCUGUCAUCUCCAUACACAACCCGCGAGGACUCUCUGACGACAAGCUAAGCAGCCUUCAGCGGAGUCUUGAGCUCGAAGCCGAGUCGUGCGUGGGCUCGCCCAUCCUAUAUCAGCUGAUUGAGGUCACUGCCGUCACCCUUUACCUCAAACACGAUGUUCAACCUUUUCAACCUUUUUUUUUCAAUUUCGUCAUCCAGAAAGCCAAAGAAAUCUUGACUGAAAGCAACAUUCCCCACGGGAACUGUGUCAUCUGCUUAUACGGAUUCAAGGAGGGAGAGUCGUUCAGCAAGACGCGCUGCUAUCACUACUUCCACUCUCACUGCCUGGGUCGAUAUGCUCGCCACUCGGAGGAGGAGAUACGCCUCCGCCAGCAGGAGAUGGCAGACGACAAGACAGACACACAGCAUCAGGAGCUGACGGUGGUUUGUCCCGUGUGCCGCGAGCCUCUGACCUAUGACCUGGGCCAGCUGAUGGCCAGCGCUGCGCCACAGCUGCCAGAGCUGGACGGCGCCGCCAUCCGCUCCAAAUUCCGGCAGAAGUGGCAAGAACUUGAGAAGGUUCUUGACAGGCAACGCAGUCGAGGAGGUGUCAUCGAUCCCGAGGAGGAGUCCAAUCGCUUCCUCAUCCACAUCAAUGAGGUGAUGUGUAGGAUCUGUCGGAACCCUGUUGAAGCUAAGAACCUUUUGCUCCUCCACUUUCUCCUGAUGGCGACGGAGUUGUGGACCCUUCUCAACCUGCUACCUGUGAGCUUCCUCCCCCAGCACAGCACUUUCCUCUGCUGCCAACACAUUGCACAAGCACUCACAGGCAGCCUCAGGCCCAGAAGCGCCACAGCCAUGGCAGGGGUCCCAGGAGAGGAAGCGGGCCCCGAAUGCAUCACAUCAAAGGAGGUGCCCCCAUCUCUGAACACCUGGACUCGCUCCGUCUAUCAUCGGGCCCUGCCGAGGGAGCGCCCGGCGCCACACGUGACAGCGUGCAUGCAAACUUGACUCUUCGCCAAACAGGAAGUCACCCGUCUUUUUCUUCUGACAAACAUACGCCUGGGGGGCACACUCAGCGGGCUCGUAGAAGGGGCCCGCAACACUCGCCCUUCGGGGGGCCCCCUCAACACCACCGCUGGGACGCUCGGGCACCGAGAAGGGGGGGGUCCUGCCAGCAGAGGGUUGGGGGACCAGAGGAGGAGCUCUGACACACACUCUUGUGGUGUGGUGAAACAAUUAAAUAAAGCUAAUGAACUAA